This is a messenger RNA of Pygocentrus nattereri (red-bellied piranha), 1680 nucleotides long. It is a transcript of the gene slc30a6, whose product is annotated as solute carrier family 30 member 6. NCBI's taxonomy places the organism in Eukaryota, Metazoa, Chordata, Actinopteri, Characiformes, Serrasalmidae. Gene Ontology annotation, cellular component: membrane. The transcript is spliced from 15 exons. Gene Ontology annotation, biological process: transmembrane transport; monoatomic cation transport. The record is from RefSeq and is a predicted model, not a curated record. The coding region runs from base 1 to 1680 and encodes 559 amino acids. Gene Ontology annotation, molecular function: monoatomic cation transmembrane transporter activity.
AUGGCGAUGGACGGUAUGUCCACGUCUCCAGCGGGGCUCUCGUUCCACAAUGGCUCGGACUUUUAUCCGAGGAAGCUGGGCCCGAAGCCGGACGUGGUGCCGUCCGGCGUCACGGAGAGGAAAGUCGGGGCCGUGGACAAGCCUGACAUGGUGGCGGUGGAUGUCAUCAACUUCCAGGACUCGGACACACCUUUACACCGAAAGAAGCAGGAAACAGACACCUAUGUUCUGGGCACCAUUCACCCCUUCCGCAAGACGCACAAGUCCUUCUUGGGAAAGUUCGUUCAAGAGUUCAAUCUGGUUGCGUCGGAUCGAAGGUCGUGGAAGAUUUUGCUCUUUGGGGUGAUGAACGUGAUUUGCACAGCCUGCCUGCUGAUGUGGUGCAACUCCACAAACAGUAUGGCUUUAACAGCUUACACUUACCUCACCAUCUUUGAUCUCUUCAGUUUGAUCACCUGCCUGAUGAGCUCCUGGGUGACGAUGAAGAAACCAAGCCAGCUCUUUUCUUUUGGUUUCGAGCGGUUCGAGGUGCUGGCAGUGUUUGCCUCCACAGUGCUGGUUCAGCUAGGCGCUCUGUUUAUUCUCAAGGAGAGUGUGGAGCGGUUCGUGGAGCAGCCGGAGGUGCACACGGGGCGCCUUUUAGUCGGGACCUUUGUGGCUCUCUUUUUUAACCUGUUGACUCUGCUUUCGGUGAAGAACAAGCCGUUCGUCUACGUGUCUGAAGCUGCCAGCACCAGUUGGCUCCAGGAGCAUGUAGCUGACCUGAGUCGAAGUCUCUGUGGGAUCGUCCCAGCGUUGAGCAGCUUUCUUUUGCCCCGAAUGAAUCCCUUUGUCCUGAUCAACCUGGCUGGGGCGUUCGCUCUUGGGAUCACUUACAUGCUGAUAGAGAUCAACAACUACAAUGCAGUGGACACGGCCUCCGCAGUGGCGAUCGCCCUGAUGACCUUUGGUACAAUGUACCCCAUGAGUGUGUACAGCGGAAAGGUCCUUCUACAGACCACACCUUCUCAUGUCAUCGGUCAGCUUGACAAGCUCCUCAGAGAGGUCUCUACGCUGGACGGAGUUUUGGAAGUGCGGAACGAACACUUCUGGACUGUAGGCUUUGGCUCUUUGGCUGGCUCCGUCCAUGUCCGCAUUCGCCGGGAUGCCAACGAGCAGAUGGUCUUGGCCCACGUGACCAACCGCCUCCACACGCUGGUCUCCACACUGACCGUUCAGAUCUUCAAAGACGACUGGACCCGCCCAUCCCUGGUGUCUGGCGUUUUGCCAGCCGCCACACUUAGCGCGUCAGAUUACGGCGGGGCAUCUGGGUUCCUCCCCCCGGCCUCAUCCAAACAGGCCGAGGAGCUGGACCCCCUCACCUCCACCCCGACCAAGCCGAGCAGCCCGCCGCCCGAGUUCGCCUUCAACACCCCUGGAAAGAACAUCCAGCCUGUGGUGUUACCGAGCACCCAUCAGCACAGGCCCUACAACCUGGGCCUCGCCUACGGGGCCUCACCCUACACCAGCAUGCUCAACCAAGGCUUCACACAGCCAGGCGGCGGCCUGGGGGUUGGCGCUGGCUUAGGAAUGGGAGCACGACUGCCCUCAGUCCAGGGCUACAGGACUUCGUUCAGUGCGGCUCCACAUAGAUACGGAAGCAAUCUGCUGCCUUCACAGACGAGCCAGUACAGACCCUGA